GUCCGGCACGUGACCGUCACCCAAAUAUCUUAAAACCAGCGGCGGCCCAGGAUCGCGCAUUCGCGAUUCAGUCGUGUGACAGUCCGCGGAACUGCUCCACGAGGGAUCCGAACGCAUUCACAUUAUCACAUUGCACCAUCGUACCGCCGCGCGAAGCCUACCAAAAUGCCCGAAACGACACUUCUUGAUUUUGACGAGCCGGCGACCUACAGCGAUGCCAUAGCGUCUUCUUCCUCGUCGGGCCUGUCUUCCGACGAAGAAACCUCCGUCAUCAAGAAAGAACACGUCAAGGCCUAUACCCAGAGGAAACUUAGUACCACUCCAUCAGCAACCACUUUUGAAGGUAUACCAACCCGCAAGGAUCAUGAAGAAUUUUUACGAAACAGUAUCGAGAUCAUACUGAAACACGCCGUCUUCGAAGGUUGUGACAAACGAAACAAAGUGCUGAAUUUCCAACAUCCGAAAGACCUCGAGAAGAUUUUUGACUUGAAGCUCAGAAGCUCGCCAGGUACGCACGAAGAGCUUCUCAAGCUUCUGAAAGAUACCAUUCACCAUUCAGUAAAACCAGGCAACCCAUGGUUUGCGAAUCAAUUGUUUUGUGGUCUCGAUCCCUACGGUUUGGUAGGGCAAUGGCUGACAGAUGCUUUGAAUCCGAGCGUGUAUACUUACGAGGUAGCGCCAGCCAUUACACUGAUAGAAGAGGAGGUUCUAAAGGAGAUGAGGAAGUUUGUGGGAUGGAGCAAGGGCGACGGAGUGUUUUGUCCAGGUGGUUCCAUGUCCAAUGGGUACGCUCUCAACAUUGCCAGGCAUUUUCACUGUCCAGAUAUCAAGAAAAAAGGUGUAUCGGCGUAUCCUCGACUAGUGUCAUUUGUUUCUGACGAUGCUCACUAUUCCACCAAGAAAUUCAGCGCCUUCCAAGGUAUGGGUGCUGACAACGUGUAUGCCGUCAAAACAGACGAAAGGGGAAAAAUGAUCGUCUCUGAUUUGGUGGAAAAUAUCGAGAGGGCACUGAAGGAAGGAGCCAAGCCAUUUUUGGUUGUGGCAACAGCUGGAACGACAGUUCUCGGAGCCUUUGAUCCUAUCAACGAGAUCGCGGAUGUUUGUCAGAAGUACAAUUUAUGGCUGCAUGUGGAUGGAGCCUGGGGUGGUGGAGUACUCAUGUCUAGAAAACACCGGGCCAAAAUGGCUGGUGUUGAAAGAGCAGACUCUAUAACCUGGAACCCACACAAAAUGUUGGUAGUGCCACAACAAUGUUCAGUAUUCUUAACGAAACAUGAAGGUCUGUUAGCUCAAACGCAUUCCCUGAAAGCUGCGUACCUGUUUCAACCUGACAAGUUCUACGAUACGAGCUACGAUACUGGCGACAAACAUGUCCAAUGCGGUCGUAGAGCAGACGUACUAAAGUUCUGGUUCAUGUGGAAAGCGAAAGGUUGGUCAGGAUUUGAAAAGCACGUCGAUAAAAUCUUCGAGAAUGCUGACUACUUCAUAAGCAAGAUCAAGGACCGGCCGGACUUUGACCUCAUCGUGCCAGAACCAGAAUGCACCAAUUGCUGCUUCUUCUAUCUACCAUCCAGCAUCAGGAAUAUGAAUAAAAACGACCCUACAUAUAAGGAGAAACUGCACAAGGUCGCACCAAAAAUGAAAGAGAGAAUGAUGAUGGCGGGUACAAUGAUGGUUGCAUAUCAAGCUGUCAGAGGACUGCCCAACUUCUGGCGAGUGUUAUUCCAGAACUCGGCUAUGGAUAAGCCCGACAUCGACUUACUCAUCCAGAGGUUUGAAGAGUAUGGAAAAGACCUUUAAAAAAUAGAGAUAUAAUAAAUUGUCAAUAUUCACGAGUACCGACUGUAACGAGAAAGUCAAUUUAACAGUCGGAUAUAUUCCUGAAUGCUACCCGAGCUCUAAAUUGAUAACCUCUCAAUCAUAUCUUUAUGUAUUAUUUAUGAUUUUCGGAACUGAGCGUAUGCUUCACGUUAGGAUAUCAUUUUUUCUGAUAUUGAGAGAAUGGUAAAGUUAUAUUUGUCCCUAAGAGGUCAUUGAAGGCUGUAGCUCUGGAAUUACUUAGGUUGUAUAGAUAUAUAUCUAAUACUUAUAUUAUAAUACUUAAGAAGCUGGUUGAUAGUGACAUAAGCAAGAAUAUCUACUACACCUACCACCUAAGGUGAUUUUCCAUCCAGCGUCUAUAGAUAAGUGAUAUGUUUUGUGUUCUUUUUAAUCUUGCAACUUCUUAUAGUCCUCGAUUUCAACUGUUUAUACUGAAUAAAUAAUGUUGCACGCCA
This is a messenger RNA of Acanthoscelides obtectus, 2276 nucleotides long. The record is from the annotation of a GenBank genome assembly. Lineage: Eukaryota; Metazoa; Arthropoda; Insecta; Coleoptera; Chrysomelidae.